Myiozetetes cayanensis is the source of this 4093-nucleotide messenger RNA. It is a transcript of the gene PLCD1, whose product is annotated as phospholipase C delta 1. Gene Ontology annotation, biological process: phosphatidylinositol-mediated signaling; lipid metabolic process. Bases 267 to 2606 code for a protein of 779 amino acids. The record is from RefSeq and is a predicted model, not a curated record. Gene Ontology annotation, molecular function: phosphatidylinositol-4,5-bisphosphate phospholipase C activity; calcium ion binding. The transcript is spliced from 15 exons. NCBI's taxonomy places the organism in Eukaryota, Metazoa, Chordata, Aves, Passeriformes, Tyrannidae.
GGUCUCCUCGGUUUGAUUUCGCAUCCAGCGUGUGCUGGUGAGCAAAGCGGGAGGAGAGACUUCCCACAGUCCCACCCCCAGCGGGACUCUGCCCUCCCCUGCCUUCCUCUGCUCCCGCUGUCCCACUGCCUGCGCUCCCUCCUUGGAGCCCCGUUUGACACCGCGCACGCCGGAGGCUCCUGGAUGAGCAGGGAUCCCUGCAGGGGUGGCGUGGCCCCCCAUCCUUCCCGGCACCCCGCGCCUCUCCCUGAGCCCCACGCUGGAUCAUGCAGUGCAUCCGAAGGCAGCCCAAGCGCAGCGCAUCCCAGGAAAACAUGCUACUGGAGCAGAGCCGUAGAGUGGCCGCGUUGAAUGGCAUCAGGCUGGGCCUCAAAGAUGACAAGGAUCUGAAGUUCCUCCUGAAGGGCAGCCAGCUGCUAAAAGUGAAGUCGAGCUCCUGGAGGAAGGAGAGGUUUUAUAAGCUCCAGGAGGACUGCAAAACCAUCUGGCAAGAAUCAAAGAAGGUGCUCAGAUCUCCAGAGUCGCAGAUCUUCUCCAUUGAAGAUAUUCGGGAUGUGAGGUCAGGCCAUAAAACAGAAGGUAUGGAAAAAUACGCCAAGGAUGUCCCGGAGUAUCGCUGCUUUUCCAUCAUCUUCAAAGACCAGCGGAAAAACCUGGACCUCAUUGCGAGUUCAGAGGAUGAUGCCAACCACUGGAUCUCCGGCCUUGGGAAAAUCAUAGCCCACAGCAACUCCAUGAACCAGAAACAGAAACUCCAACACUGGAUUCACACCUGCCUGCGCAAAGCUGAUAAAAACAAAGACAACAAGAUGAGCUUGAAAGAGCUCAAAGAUUUCCUGAAAGAAGUGAACAUUGAAGUCGAUGACUAUCAUGCCAAGAAGAUUUUCCAGCACUGUGACAAGUCCAAAACAGAGGCUCUGGAGGAUGAUGAGAUAGAGGAAUUUUACAAGAUACUGACAGAGAGGAAGGAGAUAGACAACAUCUUCCAAAUGUACUCAGAUACAGAAGGGUUCAUGUCCUGCCAGAACCUCGUGAGGUUCCUCUAUGAGAUGCAGCAGGAAGAAGAUGCUGUUGUUGCUGCCCCUGCCUUAAUUCAGAAAUAUGAGCCCAAUGAAAGAGCCAAGAGGGGCAACGCCAUGACCAAGGACGGCUUCCUGAUGUACCUGCUGUCUGACGAGGGGAACAUAUUCAACCCCUCCCACCGUAAAGUGUACCAGGACAUGACCCAGCCUCUCAGUCACUACUUUGUGUCAUCCUCACACAACACCUACCUUAUGGAAGACCAGAUCACAGGUCCAAGCAGCACAGAAGCCUAUAUCAGAGCCCUCACCAAAGGCUGCCGCUGUGUGGAGCUGGAUUGCUGGGAUGGCCCCAACUCAGAGCCCAUCAUUUAUCACGGCUACACCCUCACCUCCAAGAUCCUCUUCAGCGAUGUCAUUAAGGCCAUCAAGAACUAUGCUUUCAAAACCUCACCAUACCCUGUCAUCAUCUCCCUGGAGAACCACUGCAGCGUCGACCAGCAGAAGGUCAUGGCUCAGCACAUGACGACCAUCUUCCAGGACAUGCUCUUGGUUGCCCCAGUGGAUGGGAACAAAUCGCAGUUCCCGUCCCCAGAGCAAUUGAAAGGGAAGAUCCUUGUGAAAGGCAAGAAGCUGAGCAGGCAGGAGGACCCCACAAACGGGAACAACAACCUGGAGGCUGAGGAUGUCUCUGAUGAAGAUGAAGCAGCUGAAAUUGAAGAUGAAUCUGUGAAGACUGAAGUGCAGCAGAAGGGGAAGAGUGACACUUUGAAGCUGGCCAAGGAGCUGUCAGACACAGUUGUCUACUGCAAGAGUGUCCAUUUUGAAGGCUUUGAUGACCCCAGCCAUCCUCGGGCUUUCUACGAGAUGUCGUCGUUCUCAGAGAGCAAAGCUCUGAAACUGGCCCAGGAGUCUGGAACCAAUUUUAUUCAUCACAACAUCAGGCACCUGAGCCGGAUCUACCCUGCAGGCUGGAGGACAGAUUCUUCCAACUACAACCCCGUGGACUUGUGGAAUGUUGGCUGCCAGAUUGUUGCCCUGAAUUUCCAGACAGCAGGCACAGAAAUGGAUGUCUACCAGGGUCGGUUCCAGGACAAUGGGUUUUCUGGGUAUGUCUUAAAGCCGGAAUUCCUCCGGGAUGAGCAAACCAAAUUCAAUCCAAAAUCCAUCACAGAAGGAACAUGGGGGACAAAGAAGAAGCUCCUGCUUAAAAUCAUCUCUGGCCAGCAGCUGCCCAAGGUGAACAAAAGCAAAAACUCCAUUGUUGAUCCUAAGGUGACGAUAGAGAUCCACGGUGUCCAACAGGACAACAACAAGAAGCAGACCAAAGUCAUUGAGAACAAUGGCUUUAACCCGAAAUGGGACGAAGAGUUUACGUUUGACAUAGAGAUCCCUGCACUCGCCCUGGUCCGGUUUGUGGUGGAAGACUUUGACAUGUCGACCAAGAACGACUUCAUCGGGCAGUACACCCUUCCCUUCACGAGCCUGAAGCAAGGUUAUCGCCACAUCCAUCUUCUAACCAAGAACGGAGACCCGUACUCCUCCUCCACCCUCUUUGUGUACAUCAAUAUCCAGGACUGUGAUUAGCAGUUCGGCUCCUUGAGGGCACAGUGAACCUCGUUACAGACCUGGAAGGAAUUCAGUGUGUGAACUCUGCCAAUGUCAGGGCCCUGUCAAUCCCCAGCACCUUCCCUGGAGCAGCACAAGGUGCUCCCUCGGACCCCGAUGUGAAACAGCGACCGACCUUCUCCCUUCUGCGUGCUGGAAACACCCCAAUGCUGCUGUUGACAUGAACCCUUUUUUGUACCUGUUCGACCAAUCCAGCCGUGUUUUUAGUUCACUCCCUUUAGAUUUUUUUUUUUUUUUUAACGUUGCUUUUAGCGAGAGAACAGAGACUCCCUUUUUUAGUGAAGUACAGCCCUUGGGUUGGGUUCAGUCAGACAUCUGGACAAAACACCCAACAUCUGUGCAAGAAGAAAACUCCACCUCAGCCCUGCAAUCCCUGGCCGGGUGCCAGGUGACUUCUUGCAGCUGCAGGUGUCAGCCAUCUUUCACCACACAGAGUCUUAAACGGGGACACAAUUCUCCCCCUUCCCUGUUACAGAUUAAAAAAAAGAAAGCUGCACUACAAAGGCCCGUGUUAUGUAACUCGGCUUUCCUUUUGUGCUGUAAUGAAAAAUACAUGAACACUACCCCAGCCUGCGUGCCUGGCUCCCAGCCAGGCCGCUUCGCCUUCAAAGCCCGGCUCUCACCCCGGGAAGGAGAAAGGAGCUGCUGAGUGGCACAGUUUCCCUCUAACCCAAAGUGAAACCCACUCAAAAGGGACCUCAGAGAACGCCUUUUGCCGGUGAGAAGUAGAAACACACUCGACUGACAGUAGUUUCUUUUUUUUUUUAAUGCGGUAAGACUUGGUGUUUUUGUAGAAAAAUGCCGUUUUUUAAACACAGAGGAAGUGGCAGUGGAUGCUGUAAAUGUUAGCCGGUCCCAGUUGCACUGUAGAGGUAACCCAGCACAAACACACAGGAGUGUUUUGAACAGCAGCUCAGUAUUUAUGGCAACGAGUGAUUUUUUUUUUUUUCCUUCCAGUAGAACUACAGAGUUAAGGGAAUAUUGUUGAUAGAAAAUAAUAUAUAUUUUGAAACGCCAACUAUGUUACAACUAACAAUCUGUUAGACUAUUAAAGGUUGAAAAAAUUUCUGGAAGAGUCCAAUUAGUUGUCACUAUUUGCCUCUUUGUCCUACUCGAAUGCAACACGCGUGAACUUGGAGAUAGACCUGCUUAAUUUUUUAAGUUACCAGACUUUCUGGGGUUUUCAGACCCUGCUGGUGGAGAGGACAGGCUGAUACCAAAGAUGCUGAUGUCUUUUUAAACACGCUCCAGUCAGCUUGUUUUUUGAGUCCAAAAGAGCCUGGAUUUAGUGAUCCUUGGGCCUGCUGUGAAGCUGGGUUUCUUUUACUCCUCUGUGGAGUUUGUUAUGCUUCGGUAAUCAUUGCUGGACACACUGAUUUUUCCUCUUCACUACAAUAUUGUGAGAUGUUGUAAACUGUUGCCAAAUUAAAUGUGAAUUAUAUCCA